UUUCUCUGUGUAGUUGUUCGCCAUUUUGAUAUGUUGUUGAUGGUGUUAUGAUGUGUGAGGUUUGGAGGUUUGGUGUUAAUGACUCGGUAUUUGUGAUUCCGUCGAUGUCAAUUCGUCUUUAAAAUUGUGGCUUCUCGUAUUUUAUUGCUAAACUGAUUUUUCUGUGCGUGUGUGCGUGUUUGGAUCAGUUGCGCCAAGACUUGUGAUCUUCGUCAAUGAACAAUACCAAACAAGUUCCCAAAUUCUCAUCUCACUGCCGCAGUUCAGUUCAGCAACCAGUUCAAUGUCUUCUGGCACUGGAUUGAUAAUCAAAGUGUUAACCUUGAACUGCUGGGGUAUCGUUGGUAUUUCCAAAGAUCGAGCAGACAGAAUGGCAGCAAUUGCAGAUGUGCUGAGCAGUGGCAAGUUUGACAUUGUAUGUCUGCAAGAGCUUUGGUCUCAGGACGACUACAACAACAUUGUCCUUCGAGUUCAGAAAGUACUCCCAUUCACCCACUACUUCUUCAGUGGAGUGACAGGUUCAGGACUCAGUAUUCUGUCUCGAUAUCCGUUUGAGUCAUUCAUCUUCCACCAGUGGUCAGUCAACGGUUACAUCCACAAGAUUUUCCAUGGAGAUUGGUUUGGAGGUAAAGGUGUUGGACUGUGUCGAGUAACAGUUCAAGGGCUCAACAUCAAUAUUUACACUACUCAUCUGCACGCUCAGUAUAAUGAUGACGAUGAGUAUCUGGCACACCGUGUUGUGCAAGCAUUUGACACAGCUCAGUUUGUGGACCUGACAUCUGGAGCGGCUCAUCUGUCAAUAUUGGCUGGUGAUCUCAACACUCAGCCUGGAGAGUUGUGUCAUAGACUAGUUCAGCACACGGCUCACCUCAGAGAUGCUUAUGAAAAGAAUUCAGAGGGCUCUGACAUUGGCACGUAUGACUGCAGUCGCAACAGUUAUGCUAACAGCAGAGAAGUUUCUAGGAAUCCUAAUGGGGUGCGGAUAGACCACAUAUUCUACCGGCCUGGCUUGGGGGCUCAAGUGGAGCUGCAGAACUAUACGAUGCCACUGGCUGAGCGAGUGCCUGGAGAGAGCUUCAGCUACUCUGACCAUGAAGCCAUUGCUGCCACUUUUAAAAUAACACCUUCUAUCCAUCACAAUAUGGCUGACCACAUGUUUAGCAAGCCAGAGGAGAUGAUGACGUGUCUGUGCGAAGGCACAGGUGUCAUCAGUGAGGCCGUCAAGCAGCUUUACUGGUCUCGGGUGCACUACUGGAGCAUGAUUAGUACAAUCAUCUUCGGUCUUGCGUGCCUCUGCCUUUUCUCUGACAUUCCCGAAACAUACUCUCGUGCAUUCCAACUGUCUCUGGUAAUCCUCACUGCUGUCAUCAUCUUCGCUUUCAUCAUGGCUACGGUGUGGAACAAGAUUGAGCAGAACGCUCUCCGCAGCACUAUGAUGGCUAUGCAGUUCAUGGCUACUAGGGUCAACGGUUCCUCUCCAGAGACUAACUCUAGCAUUCUAUCGACUGAGAUCCAAGAAGAAGGGACACGCCAACGCUUGCCAUUUACAUUGAAAAAUUGAAGAGUUGCUGGAAAGAGAUGAAGCUGACUGACCCAUCCCUUCAACUGCUCAAUCACUAAUAAAAAUCCAUAAUGUAAGAGGAAUUGAGAAUAAUGAAGAUGAUAUAAUGAGAUUAUUACUAGUAUAACUGGUAAGCAGGAUGAUGAUCACCCAAAAUUUCUCUACUUUGUACUUGAGGGACACACCUAAAUACAGUGAAUUUGUAUUGGUCUCAAACAAGACAAACGAGGGUUGCUAUUUUAUAUUUCUGGCCUAACAAUGAAAAAAACAAGUAUUUAUGAAUGAAUCUAGUUUAAUUGUUUUUCAAACUAUUCUCCAUUAAGAUUAAUAUUUUUUUCCAUGCGUUUAAACCAAUUUUUGAAGCAAUUUUGCCACCCAGACUAAGAUAGUUCCAAAAUAUACAAUUUUAACACAAAAAUUGCUUUUUCUGAUGUUGAAAAUCAUUGACCACGCAGUUUGUUUUUGAUGUGCAGGGCUGUAAGGUGGAUCGCUAAUCAACUUGACCUUCUAAUGGUUAAAUUCAAUUGUUUGAGCGGUGGUGUUAGCUUGCAUUGCCAUGAUGAAUGAUUCGCUCCAUGUUUUCCACAUUUCUCCAAUGACUUCUGUCAAACAAAUGGUUGUGUACCAUUCAGAUUGACUGUCUUAACGUUGCUCUAACACUAUUACCACAUUACGGGUAAUGCCAAAGCAAAAGGCAACGAUUUAAUUAAGUGCUUCAUCUGUGUAAAACUUUUGUUGGAUUUGACUCAUCUUUAAAGACUCAGACAGUUGAUUGCUAUUUGUUUCGGGGGCACCUAAGCAGAUGUUAUACACAGUCUUUGAUGCACUUUUUGCAUUUUUUCUACAUUUCAAUGCACUAGUCGAUGCAACCCUUCUUUUGAGCAUUGGUCAGGUCCUGGGAGUUCCAACGGGAACAACUUUUUUAACUACCAAAUGAUCAUGUAGCAUCUUUUUGAUGCUAGUCACACUAAUGCCCACAGUUGCCUCAGUCUCACAUGAUGAUAUUGUUUAAUCAGUUCAAGCAUAGCAUCGAUAUUUUCAGCCACAACAGAAUUUGGACGGCCUUUACGGAUUUCAUCCUGGAGUGAACAUCGGCCACGUCUGAACUUUUUAUAGCAGUUUUUUACAAUGCUGUAGGAUGGGGCUUCAUCGCUAAUGUAUUAAGUUCAUUGAUACACUCUUGUCAUGAUAAUCCAUGUUGAAAAAUAAUUAUAUGAAAGUGUUCAAGGGUCAAUUCCAUUUUUUUUUUACUAGGGACUAGACUUUUCAAUUAACUGCAAAACUGUAAUAACUGUAAACAAUACUAAUUGCAAAAUUACAAAAUAUUGUGGGGUUAAGGUUAUGUUCAACAAUGUAAAAUUUACACCAAAGAUGUCAACUGAUGACUGGAAACGGUCAGAGUUGCCAAGGUCAAAAUAUAAAUAGCCAACCUCGUAUCAUUGGCCAGUUGGUGUGACAUGGGUGUACAAUUACUGCUACAGCAAUAACAAUCAUGGCACAACUAAUAUGGCACAAUGUAGAAACAUAGGGAAGUGUUCAAGACACUUCUAGAUUAUUUAACAUUAUUUAUCAAUUACUGAAAAUAAACAUUGUUGAGUAUUUAAAUAACUAUAUAAAUAAAUAUAAGAGUUUAAUUUUUGGACUACCGUCAUAUUUCAUAAAUUUAUUAUAACCAUGUUGGUUUCACCAUUGCAGUAUGCUCAUUAUGUAAUUAAAGAAAAUAAGCUAGAUUGGGAGUGAGGGUAGAGAGAGGUGGCCAGGAAUUUUUGCUAAUUACUUUUUCGUUUCAAAAAGGAUUAUUUUGGUAGUUUUUUAUCCUGUCCAUAAUUUUGUUAUAUUUCUUCCUUAAACAUAUUUGUUUAAUAUACCGGUAGCUAAAGUGAUCUGAUUACAAAAUAAGGUGAUUUAGUUAGAUCUGUUAAUUUAAUUUUCCAACUCACUUUUUGUUAGUAAAAACUUUUGACAAUCUAAAUGUUUGAUGUUUAAUCUGUGAUACAAAAAAUAUAUCAUCCAUUAUUUUCACAGAAAUUUUCAUUUAUAGGAAGCUAAGUGAUUCUUGCUCAAAUUCUUGAAUAUGUUGGAGAAAAUAGGUCGAGACACUACUUUACUUUACUUUGAGAGCUUAGUAGUAAAGGUAAUAGCAGUUGCAUAAUUACUAACUGAGUUAGUACAAUUCUUUUUAUUUAUGUGUGAUCUAAUUUUAGCCAAAAUUUAAUAGACAACUCAAAUGCAAAUAACUUCUAAAAUUAAAUAGAAAUAUAGUAAAUCAUCUCCAUAUGUACUGUAUAUGGGAUAUACAUAUGGAGAUGAUUUCAGGAGGUUUUGGGAGUAGUAUACUGGCCAUCUAAUUAAAAUUUGCAUUUUGCCAAGCAGUAGUUCUUGUAUAAUUGCAAGUAAUUGUCAGUUUGAUGCCUCAAGUUUAUAUUUGUUAGUCAUUUAAGGCACAGAUAAUGUCAAACCAAGUGCUAAUUAGUUUUUACUCCUUAUAAUUAUCAGUUGAUAAGAUGUAAGCAUCAAGCUAUAUUUAGCAUUGAGUCAAUCAAAACAUUUGUUGUAAAUAAUAACCAGAAACAUUUUAUUUUAAAGUUUUAUUCUUUUAUAAAAUUGUAUCUUUACUACAAAUAUAUAUUAAAUAUAACUUUUUAAGUUCCUUACAACAUAUAAUAAACAAAAUCACAUUGCAUUUGUCUUAAUACUAACAAAAUGCUUAGUUUAAUUUUAUAUAUCUCUAGUCUGUUUUUAGAGUUAAAUAUCCAAGAUACAUAAAGUUGUCUUAUUUUGUGUAUAACCUUAACUGUGACAGCCCUUUAUAUACAUAUAGUAUACAUUACACAACCAGACUUAACAUUCCAACAUUGACUAAUCACCACCAUUGUGCCAACAUUCAUUAGCUUUUAUUAAAACCUGAAAACUACUCCUUUAAUACUACUAUCGUUAACUUAAAUCAGUCUGUGAUUAUUAAAAUACUGUAAUUUAAGAAGUGUAAUGUAAACAGUCAAUAAAAUAAUUAUAGUAGUCCUCCUAUUUUCUUUAUUUGGGAUUUGGAUGGAGGAUACACGUUUUUGUGUGGUCAACUAUUUAAUAUCAAUUAAAAUCUAAUAAUUUUUUUUAUAUAUUUGUUACCAACAUAAAUAAAAAUUGAGAAUGUGGAAAUGUUAAAGUCUUUUUGUAUUUUAUUUUUAUUACGACAAGAAGUAAAAUAAAAUUAUGGCAACUGUACAGUGCAACCUUGUUAAGUCGGACCGCCUUAUAUCGGAUAUCCGGGUAACCCGGAUCAGUUCGGGAAAAUUUUUAAUUUGCUUUUAGUCAUCCGUGCAGACUGCUGAUCGUGGGGGGUAGACUGUUCAUAGAACUCAACAAUUACAUGUAUUGCGACUUGUUGUGAAAAAGAUGCCUAUAACAGGGAGGAUACUUAAGAAGAAAACAAUGAAAAUACCACAGUUAUAAUUCAUGCAGAAACAGCAUCUCAUGUGGGCGAUUUAAUGGUUUAUUUUGAGCAAACAAGAAGAGACAACACAGGUCGAGCUUCUCAUUUUGAAAAGGAUGCAUGAACACAUGGCAUGCAAUCGGCCUUCAAAUCUGACAUGAUAAUUAAAAAAAACUAUUAUCUACUGUAUUACACUUUAUUGUGAUGUGUAUUUUAAGUUUUUUCCGCAAUAAACAAAUAUUGUAUUGUUUUUACGUGUUGUUCUAUAUUUUUUCAACAUUCUCCAGUUAACCUGGAUUUUCGUUGUUGGAUCGGCUGCGGACUUGGUUAGUCCAACUUAACAAAGUUACACUGUAUUGAACAUUUUUCAUUCAUGGCAUUACACAGAUUUCACAUGUAUUAUAUAAUCUACAUUUAAAAUUAAUAACAUAAUAAUUACAUUUUUAUUUCAGUUGUCACCAUUAUGUCUUAUUAAUUUUUUUACAUUAUCUUUGUUAUUCACAAUAAACAUAUAGAUACUUAAACAGGUACUUUUUAGAUCUACUGGUAAGAGUGUUUAUAAUUGUAUUACUAACAAUUGUAAUAAUUUUACUUGAAAAGUAAUCUGAUGAAGAAUCUCUAAAUUGAGAGUAAAAAUUAUUUUCUUUAA
Messenger RNA from Homalodisca vitripennis (glassy-winged sharpshooter), 5637 nucleotides. RefSeq names its product putative neutral sphingomyelinase (gene nSMase). Gene Ontology annotation, cellular component: cytoplasm. Gene Ontology annotation, molecular function: sphingomyelin phosphodiesterase activity. NCBI's taxonomy places the organism in Eukaryota, Metazoa, Arthropoda, Insecta, Hemiptera, Cicadellidae. The record is from RefSeq and is a predicted model, not a curated record.